CACACACACACAAACCAGACACAGACACACGCACACACUCGUGCGCAGCAGUGAGUUCAACACCGCAGUAUUUGUUACUUGACUCCGUUUCAGACUUUACGCGCCGAGAGGACGCAUUUAAAGUUGUAUGAAAGGUUUGUACCAUUUAGAGCAGGUUUGUAGAAAAUGUAAUCGUAGCGAGAGCACCGUUAGUUGCAUUUUCUCCACUCGUUUCUGGCACGCGCUGUAGAGCGCGAUGGGAAAAGCUGUCCGAGGCUCGGUGUUGACUCGCUGUGUCGUCUGAGCGCGUUAUGAACGGGGUGCAGGCGGAAGACGCGGAGAGCGGCGGCGCGCAGGAUCGCUACGGCAGCGUGGCGUACGACACGGCGCUCAGCACGCUGCUGGCCGUGGCUGUGUACGUGGUGGUGAAAGGGAGCGUGGACGGGCUGCGGCAGUGGCGGGCGCGCAUCUCGCUGCUGGUGGUGGGCUCCGGGCCGGUGGGACUAACGGCAGCGCUGGUCGCUGUCCGCAGCGGUAAGGUCCUGAAGCUCACCGUGCUGGACGAGCGCACACGCAGCGCACUGCUCUGCCGGCCGCAGCAGAUUGCCCUGGACCCCCGCAGUGUGCGCUUUCUGCUCAGUCUCGGAGUGGACUUCGAUAACAUGGAAGGCUGCUGGCACAACGAGCACUUCUUUACGCGGAUCGGUGUGUUUCAAGAGUACCUGCUCAGCGUGCUGGAGCAAAAGAAGCAGAAAGUCGACGUGAGAGUCUACUUGGGCACUAAGUUCACAGAUGAAUAUCUGAGGAGGAUCCCCAGUGGUGAACGGCCGCGGGUCAUUGUAGUGGCAGAUGGCUCUUGUGGUGACUCCUGCUCUGUACUGGGAAUCAGUUCGGAGUACAUCGUAGAGUCUUGUCAUGCAUACGGAGCUAAUGCCACAAUAGAGAGACUGGACCAAAGACAGGUCCCCACACCGGAGAUCAGGGCUCACAGCCUUUACUUUGACCUGUCAGCAUACGGCAUUGACGCUGCUAAAGAACCUCGCAACUCCUCACAAACCUCAGCCAAGCCUGGAUUUCACCUGAAGAUCUAUGGGACAUUUCGAAACCGAUACAUGGCCCUGGCCUGCACGUCUGCAGAAUCAAAAAUGCUGCGUUUCCUGCGUCACACGGCCAACUCCUCAAUAAUGAAGAACAUCUUUCACCAAUCCUUUAAUGCUUAUAAGACAGAUAUCGAGCCCCGUGUGAGCGAGCUGACUCUGCACCGCAUGCAGUGCAGCCGCAGGCUCUUCGAGAUCAUGCUGUCUCACCGACGCAUCAGUGCAGCCUACAUCGAGGGCGACAAUGUGGCCGUCACUGUGGAAGGGGAGGCAGCCCGCAUGCUGAACUUUGAUACCGGUUGUGGUGUGAACCUCGGCAUGAGAGGCUUGGAGUCUUUGGGACUGUUUAUUUACAGAACUGCCACUGCUCAGGAUCAGAAUGAUGUGUUCGAAGCCCUUUCAGCCAAAAUCCAGCACUCCAAACACGUGGCCGAGACCUUCAGACAAACCGGACUGGCUGCAGCUAUGUUUGAAUGAACGGAUGUGUGAGAGUUAGACGUCGUCUCUAAAGGCUUAUAAACGUCAUGGGUGAAGUGAAGUGCAUUGUCAUGCUUUUGUGGUAAUAAGAAUGUUGUGAAGCGACGCAAAUGCUCAAAGGAACCAGUGUGUAUACAAGCUUUAGCUCAGUGAAGAGUGAAAUAAGAUUUCCUUCAAGUCAGCGAUGUGUGUUGAAUGGAACAGAAAGAUGCCUGUAAUAUUAAAGUGGCUAAACUGUGAGCUAAAACUUUUAAGAAACGUCUGUAUAGUACCGAAUAGCAUAUUUUCUCAAACUGAACUUCUAAACCACCAUGCUGUUGGUUGCACUGAUGCUUACAAUUUCAUAAUUUGAGGUUUUAUCAGCUGAGGUUAGGAGAAACUUUUCAGACCUUCACCAUAUAAAACACUGCUUCUGCUUUCGAACAGGAUAGCUCAGGCAAAAAAAAAAAAAAAAAAUCACACGAAUCAGAUCAUUAAAUCAAAAA
Molecule: messenger RNA, 2038 nt
Organism: Hemibagrus wyckioides
Lineage: Eukaryota; Metazoa; Chordata; Actinopteri; Siluriformes; Bagridae
Exons: 5
Coding region: 291-1553 (420 amino acids)
Source: RefSeq, a predicted model, not a curated record